CCUCUUUAUAUUUCUCAAACAAACCAUUCUCCCUCUUCCAUCUCUCUCCCUCUCUCUCCUCCAUCAAUUCAUCACCAUUUUUCUGAAAUCGAAUUUCGAUUUACAGCAGAAAAAAUUCUCUCAUUUUACUCAGAUUCGAAGUCAAAUAUUGUGAUUAGAAAUGGAAGAAGAAACUCAAACAAAUAUAGAGGUGCCAGUGGCGGAAGUCAAGGAGAAACUUGCUAGUGUUACGGAGCCAAUUCAGGAAAAUGGAAAUAAAGAGGAAAAUGAGAACUCUUUGGAUGAUGGAGAGUUCAUUAAGGUGGAGAAAGAAACACUGGAAACAAAAGAAAACUCACGGGAUGUCGACAUAAAUGUGGAAGAAAGCAAGUCAUCUGUUAGUGAACCUAGCAGAGAACUCCUUGAAGCGCAGGAGAAUAUAAACGAGCUUGAGACCGAGUUAGUAAGAGUUGCUGCUGCGUUGAAGGAUUCUGAGUCACAGAAUGCAAAGUUAAAAGAUGAGGCCUUAUUGACCGAAGAAAAGCUUCAAGGAAGCGGGAAGAAGUAUGAAGAGCUUGAACUGAAACAUAAGAAGUUGCAGGAGGAGAUGGUAGAAGCUGAAAGUAACUUCAACGAAAAGCUGAAAUCUCUGCAAGAUGCUUUGGAUGAUCAUGAAACUAAGCACAAGGAACUUUCAGGCAUCAAAGAAUCAUUUGAAAUUCUUAAUCUAGAGUCUGAGAACUCAAAGAAGAAAAUAGUGGAGUUGCAGCAAGAAUUACAAUCUCAUGCAGAAGAACUGGAAAGUGUAGUCAAAUCUUCUCACUCCAAAAUUGAGGAUGCUGAGAGAAAAAUGAGUGAGCUUGAAUCACUGCUGGAUGAGAAGAAGCAGAAAGUUGAAGAACUUGAAGUGAAUAUAAGCUCGCUGGAAUCAAAAUGCGGAGAUACUGAAACUGAGUCGAAAAAAUAUUCAGGCAUGGUAUCUGAACUCACUGGAGAAAUCGAGAAGUUCCGAUCUUUAAUGUCAAACCUCGAGAGUGCACUCCAGACAGCAAGUGAAAAGGAAAUGGGUUUGAUAGAAUCUUUGAAUGUAAUGAAAGAGGAGAAAAAUACUUCAGACGAAGCAUUGGAAAAUUCCACUAAAAAGCUUCAGGAAGCUGAAAAUUUUCUUGAAUCAUUGCGUGGUGAAUUGUCUCUUACACAAGAGAAACUUGAAAGCAUCGAAAAUGAUCUGAAGGGUGCUGGAUUAAGAGAGGGUGAUAUUAUGGAAAAGCUGAAAUCUGCUGAGAAUCAAUUAGAGGAGCAAGGGAGAGCAAUAGAGGAAGCUACUGCGAGUAAAAUGCAUUUUGAAUCUUUACAUGAGUCUUCUAGUAGGGAUUUUGAGGUGAAAAUGCAAGAAACAAUGGCGAAUUUCAGCGAAAAGGAGUCUGAGGCUAAAUCGUUGUCUGAGAAACUUAAGAUUCUUGAAGAUAAGGUACAAAGUUAUGAGGAACAGGUUGGUGAAUCAGCUCUUAAGGUUGCAUCUCUGACAGAAGAAUUGCAUAACAGUACUGCAAAGCUAGCUUCUUUAGAAAGCUCUAGUGAAGAGCUUAGCAGGAAAAUUGAGGAAGCUGAAGGUAAAGCGGCACAAUCACUUUCAGAGAACGAACUUUUGGUUGAAACAAACUCCCAGCUGAAGAACAAGGUAGAUGAGCUUCAGGAAUUGCUUAAUUCUGCUGAUGCAGAAAAAGAAGCCACCUCUCUUCAACUUGCCUCUCACAUGAACACCAUCACUGAGUUAACAGAGCAACACUCGAGAUCUUCUGAGCAACACUCUGCUGCUAAAGCUCUUCAUUUGCAGGCCGAGGAACAGGUGAAAGAAACAAGUGAGAGACUAGCUGAUAAGGAGAAGGAAGUCGUGGAGUUGGAUGCACGGCUUAGUGCCCUUGAAAGCCAAGUGAAAGCAUAUGAGGAGGAGGCCCGUGAAGCAUCUGGGAUAGCAGAAUCUAGAAAGGUGGAGAUAGAACAGUUGAAGGGGACUGUUGCUAAAUUAGCUGAUAAAGAAGCUGAAAUCAAGGAACUUAGUGAAAAACUUAUAGCCCUUGAAGUCCAAGUAAAGAAGUACGAGGAAGAGGCUCAUGAAGCAGAGCAAAUAGCUGAAUCGAAAAAAGUUGAAAUUGGAGAGAUGGUUGAAAAAUUAUCACAUAAAGAGCUUGAAGUCACGCAAUUGAAUGAGAAGCUGGCUUCCUUUGAAGGUCAAGUAAAGGUUUAUGAGGAAGAGGCCGGUAAAGCAUCCGGGAUCGCUGAAUCUAGAAAAGUUGAAAUUGAUGACCUGGUUGAAAAGUUAGGUGAGAAGGAGUUUCAAGUGAAGGAGUUGAAUGAAAAGCUUACUUCCCUUCAAGAGCAGUUGACAGUACACCAGGAAGCAGCUCUUGAAGCUUCUGGGAUUGCGGAAUCAAGGAAAGCGGAACUUGAACUGUUGCAAGGAACAGCUGAGAUGUUGGCUCAAAAAGAGUUGGAAAUAAAGGAUUGUAAUGAAAAGUUGAGCUCCCUUGAAGACCAGGUGAAGAAAUACCAGGAAGAGGCCAAUGAGGUGUCCGGGAUUGUUGAAUCUAAGAAAGUUGAAAUUGAAAACAUGACUGAAAAAUUAGGACAGAAAGAGUUGGAAGUGAAGGAAUUGAAUGAAAAGCUUACUUCUCUUGAAGGACAGCUAACAGUACACCAGGAAGCAGCUCGUGAAGCCUCUGGGAUUGCCGAAUCAAGAAAAUCUGAGAUUGAACAGUUGCAGGUUUCAGUUGUUGCAUUAGCUCAAAGGGAGUUGGAAAUCAAGGAGUUAAAUGACAAGUUAAGCUCCCUCGAAGACCAGCUGAAGAAAUACCAGGAAGAGGCCCAUGAGGUAUCUGGGAUUGUUGAAUCUAAGAAAGUUGAAAUCCAAGAAAUGGCCGAAAAAUUAGGCCAGAAGGAGUUGGAAGUAAAGGAAUUGAAUGAAAAGCUUACUGUUCUUGAAGGACAACUAACAGUACACCAGGAAGCAACUCGUGAAGCCUCUGGGAUCGCUGAAUCAAGAAAAUCUGAGAUUGAACAGUUGCAAGUUUCAGUUGUAGCAUUAGCUCAAAGGGAGUUAGAAAUCAAGGAGUUAAAUGAGAAGUUAAGCUCCCUGGAAGACCAGCUGAAGAAAUACCAGGAAGAGGCCCAUGAGGUUUCCGGGAUUGUUGAAUCUAAGAAAGUUGACAUCGAAAACAUGACUGAAAAAUUAGGACAGAAGGAGUUAGAAGUGAAGGAAUUGAAUGAAAAGCUUACUUCUCUUGAAGGACAACUAACAGUACACCAGGAAGCAACCCGUGAAGCCUCUGGGAUCGCUGAAUCAAGAAAAUCUGAGAUUGAACAGUUGCAGGUUUCAGUUGAAGCAUUAGCUCAAAGGGAGUUGGAAAUCAAGGAGUUAAAUGACAAGUUAAGUUCCCUUGAAGACCAGCUGAAGAAAUACCAGGAAGAGACCCUUGAGGUGUCAGGGAUUGCUGAAUCUCGUAAACUUGAAAUUGAAAAUAUUAUUCUGAAAUUACAGGAGAAGACGAAAAUGGUUGAUGAACUGCAGCUUGAAGCAGGUCAAGUUGAGACACGUAACGAAGCCUUGGCUGAGGCAAAUAUGAAACUCACUCAGGAUCUAGCUUUGGCUGAGACCGAACAAAGUGAUCUCCAAGCUAAAUUGUCACAUGCUUUUGAUGAGAAGGAUGAAAUUGCUGCAAAAUGUUUCUUGUCAGAGAAGGCGAUUGAGGAGUUAACUUCUGAAAAGGAAAGGCUCCAGUCUGAGAUAUCUGAAUCUCUAGAAGAGAGCAGCCAGCUUCAUGGAACCAUAAAAGAACUUCAAGCAAUUGUGGUUCAAUUAGAAGAGCAACUAAAAGAAUAUAGAGGAAAAGAAGAUGCUUCAAAGGCUGAGAUUGAAAAUCUUAAGGUUGAAAUUACUGAGAAAUCUUCCCUGCAAGCAAGGUUGAAGGAACUUGAAGAGCAAUGUCUGGCAACUGAGGCUCAAUUGAAAGAAGAGGUUAAAAAUGUACAAACAUCUGCUACAGCGAGAGAGGUUGAUUUGACUUCUCAGUUGGAAAAUCAUGUGCAAAAACUCCAAGAUCGUGAUUCGUUGAAUGAAAGGGUUGUGAAACUUGAAGAAGAGCUGCAGCUUGCAGAGACCACUGUAACUAAGCUGAAAGAGGAGAGUUCGGCAAAGGUCUCUGAAUUGGAAGCUGCCAAGAGUCAUACGGCUGAAGAGCUUGAUGCCAAAAACAAAGAAAUCAUGCUUCUCGGAAAGAAAAUCGAGGAAGUUGAGGAAAAACUUCAGAAGGUUGUAGCAGUAUCAAAACAAAAGGCUGAUGCCCCAGAAGGCGAAACAGAAGUGAGGUCAAGAGAUAUCGGAUCAAUGAUUUCUAGUCCGACAAAGCGUAAGAGCAAGAAAUCAGAAAAAUUAUCUGCACAAACUUCACCAUCCUCAGUGGUUCAGACUCCAACAAGUGAAGCUUCUUCCUCCAUGAACAUCAAGUUUAUCCUUGGAAUUGCAGUGGUGUCCAUUAUUAUCGGCGUGAUCCUAGGGAAAAGAUAUUAACUUAAUCUUUCUUACCUGAUUCAUUUCUGGUUUAAAUUUUUGGUGAAGUGAUAUUAUUUUGAUGUUGUUUAUAUAACUCAAGUCUUCAAAUUGGUGACAGUUGAAUUUUAGUUUUAUGUCCACCAAGAAGCAGUUUUUUGUUGAUGUAAUUAUCACUUGAUUAUUUACUGAUGGUGUUGCUUUUUUCUUUUUCUUUAUUUUUUUAUAUUUUUUAAUAUAAUUUUGGGUUGUAAAAUUAUGAAUUUUGGGAGUGAGGCUGUUUAUUGGUAUAAGAAGUUCUCUUGUUUUCAACUUGUA
Messenger RNA from Spinacia oleracea (spinach), 4843 nucleotides. RefSeq lists its product as uncharacterized. The record is from RefSeq and is a predicted model, not a curated record. Bases 161 to 4546 code for a protein of 1461 amino acids. The transcript has 7 exons. Lineage: Eukaryota; Viridiplantae; Streptophyta; Magnoliopsida; Caryophyllales; Amaranthaceae.